AUGGCCCGUUGUUGCCAACUUCUAACCAUUUUCCUAUUAUGGGCUCUUUUGAUGCUCUCAUGGUGCGAAGCUUCAAGAAACAUCGUUAAUGGAUAUGAUCAUUCUUAUUUAAGGUUCAAAUCCGAUAGCUUAAUCAAGCGAAGAGACGAUACAACGCGUUUGAAACGCUUUGUAAGAGCCUCUCUGCGAUCUCCAACUCCAACCACCGUUAGUGUUUCUGAUUUUGGAGCUAAAGGAGAUGGAAAUACCGAUGACACGGAGGCAUUCGUGAAUGCGUGGAAGAAAGCAUGUUCUUCAAAUGGAGAUGUUAAUCUCUUAGUUCCUAAAGGGAACACUUAUUUACUUAAGUCUAUUCGAUUAACUGGUCCAUGCAAAUCAAUUCUUACCGUUCAGAUCUUUGGAGCGUUAUCGGCAUCUCAAAAACGAUCGGAUUACAAAGAUUUCAGCAAGUGGCUUACGUUUGACGGCGUUAACAGUCUAACGGUCGAUGGCGGCACCACCGGAACUGUCGACGGAAACGGCGAAACGUGGUGGCAAAGCUCAUGCAAACGGAACAAAGCUAAGACAUGCACAACAAAAGCCCCAACGGCUCUUACUUUCUACAACUCGAAGAAUUUGAGAGUGAAUAAUCUGAGGGUGAAAAAUGCGCAACAGAUUCAGAUUUCGAUCGAGAAAUGCUCCAACGUUCAAGUCUCUAAUGUCGUGGUGACUGCGCCUGCGGAUAGUCCUAACACCGAUGGUAUUCAUAUCACUAACACCCAAAACAUUCAAGUCUCCAAAUCCUUCAUUGGAACAGGUGAUGAUUGCAUAUCUAUUGAAAGUGGAUCACAAAAUGUUAAAAUCAAUGAUAUAACUUGCGGCCCUGGUCACGGUAUCAGCAUUGGGAGCUUAGGAGAUGACAAUUCAAAGGCUUUUGUAUCCGGCGUCACUGUGGAUGGUGCUAAGCUUUCCGGUACAGACAAUGGAGUUAGAAUCAAAACUUACCCUGGAGGGUCAGGAACGGCUAGCAAUAUCAUAUUUCAAAACAUUCAAAUGGAUAAUGUGAAGAAUCCGAUCAUAAUCGACCAACAUUAUUGCGACAAGAGCAAAUGCACCGAAGAGAAAUCUGCGGUCCAAGUGAAGAACGUGGUGUAUCGAAAUAUAAGCGGUACAAGCGCUUCGGACAUCGCAAUAAAAUUUGAUUGCAGCAGCGACUAUCCAUGCCAAGGGAUUGUGCUUGACAAAGUGAACAUUAGAGGAGGAAAAGCAUCUUGUAGCAAUGCUAAUGUGAUUGAUAAAGGCGCUGUUUUGCCUCAAUGCAAAAUAACUUAA
This is a messenger RNA of Arabis nemorensis, 1311 nucleotides long. The record is from the annotation of a GenBank genome assembly. Lineage: Eukaryota; Viridiplantae; Streptophyta; Magnoliopsida; Brassicales; Brassicaceae.